Messenger RNA from Lithohypha guttulata, 351 nucleotides. RefSeq lists its product as uncharacterized. NCBI's taxonomy places the organism in Eukaryota, Fungi, Ascomycota, Eurotiomycetes, Chaetothyriales, Trichomeriaceae. The record is from RefSeq and is a predicted model, not a curated record. The transcript has 2 exons. The coding region runs from base 1 to 351 and encodes 116 amino acids.
AUGCAGCUCACUCACUUGCUCAGCGCUGUGCUCCUCCUGGCAUCUCCUGCUGUUCUUGCUCUGCCAACCGGAACCAGGUCAGCACUCGAAGCUAGGCAAACCAAUACCGCCGGCUCAACGUCCACUUCAACAACAAACGGUGGCUUGAUCAACACUGGCAGCUCAGGUGCUGCCGCCGCAGAAGACGGUCAAAGCACCAGCAGCACAAGCACCAGUUCUUGCCAACUUCUUACUGGUUGCUCCUCCGGCAGUUCCGCAGCUGGACCAACAGAUGCAAGCAGCUCAAGCUCUUCUUCAACUGCGCUAGGUGGCGUGCUUGCCGGUAUUGUGCGGCGUUUCGUCACAGUUUGA